Plasmopara halstedii is the source of this 975-nucleotide messenger RNA. RefSeq lists its product as uncharacterized. Lineage: Eukaryota; Oomycota; Peronosporomycetes; Peronosporales; Peronosporaceae. Bases 1 to 975 code for a protein of 324 amino acids. The transcript is spliced from 2 exons. The record is from RefSeq and is a predicted model, not a curated record.
AUGCGCGACCAUCCAACCUCCGAAAAUAUAAGUGGUUUCUCGACUGCCGGGCGAUUGACUGGAAAAGAAAAAAUCAUCUUUGAGACAAGGCGAAUGCUGGGGCGCUCGCCGAUCCAAGCACUGUUCAAUAUUUUGUGCUGGAGACUUUAUCGUCAAUAUAAUGGUGCUUUGAACGGCAAAAAAGAGCGGCCUUUUUGUUUGUCACGAGAAGUCGGCAUAAGAUGCAAGGCGUUUCAGCGAUGUGCUUGUCCUGGAUUGCACCCACUUAACGAAUUGAUUAGGUAUACCAUUGCUCAACGUCGUCUGGAUUACGGCUACCGAUACCGUCUUAACGCUUAUAUGCAACGAGACAAAGCUCAUGUAUGUUUGGGUGCUCCAGUCAUUCAAGCUUGUGACCAAGGCACGAUUGUUGACACUGAUCGAGAGGUUGUGUUGAUGACUGCACUAGGCGUUGUGUUGUCUUGUGCGCAAGAUUUGUGUUGCGUAUGGCAUGUCAUCAAAAACAUUCUGGUCGAUGCAAACAAAACGUUUGUAAACACAUACGACACCAGUGCAUUUAUGGACGGCUGGGGCCUGCUUGUCUACUGUUCCAACGAGCAGGCAUUGAAGACAGCUGAGCCACAUUCACAACACAAACGGCGAUCAAAUCUAAAUACGUUGGUCCAAUAUGUGCGUGGUACUUGGCACAUUUACAAAGACAAGUACUUACGAUGUUGGACUGAUUGUUUCCCCUUUGAAACCACCAAAACCUCGCCCAAUAAGGGCGACCUCUAUGUCGUUAAAAGGAUUCUGGACAUCGUAAAUAACGAGCUACUCACGGUAUUUAACAGGAUUCGUCUACUUCUGUAUCCGCAGAUUACAAAAUUGAAUAUCAAAAUGGAGUCUCACAAUACUGCUUUGGCCCAUAGCCAGGAUGUUGAGCUCAUGAAGCUGCUGGUAAAGAAGGUAUCAGAUAUGCAUUGGAGAAGACUCUGA